Messenger RNA from Aspergillus bombycis, 912 nucleotides. RefSeq names its product alpha/beta hydrolase. Gene Ontology annotation, molecular function: hydrolase activity, acting on ester bonds. The record is from RefSeq and is a predicted model, not a curated record. The transcript has 2 exons. The coding region runs from base 1 to 912 and encodes 303 amino acids. NCBI's taxonomy places the organism in Eukaryota, Fungi, Ascomycota, Eurotiomycetes, Eurotiales, Aspergillaceae.
AUGCGGAAACAGUGGACAUUUACUCCCUCCGAUGGCGGCUCUGGCCGGAACAUGGCCGCUUGGGAGGUCUCAACCGGCACACAAGCUACGUACUUGGUGGAGGCCUCUUGGCCGCUUACCUGGCGAGAAACAAACGUAUCAGCCGUUGCCAAUGUAAUAUUCGCUGUGGAUGGCAAUGCCAUGUUUCUCACAGCAACAGACGUCACUCGGCGGCAAGAGUCACUUAACCCUAACAAACCUGGGACCAUUGUUAUUGGACUUGGGUAUCCGUUGAAAGGUUCUGUCUAUAGUCCUCAACGCUCUUUGGAUCUCACUCCGCCAUGUGACCACUAUACUCCGCCUGAAGGUCCCGACGGCAGCCCUCGACCGGAACCGUACGGCGGUGCAGAUCGGUUCCUUUCUUUUAUUAACCACAUCGUACGUCCGUUCAUGGCCUCAUCCGUCUUCCCUAAUGUUCGAUUUGCUCGGUCGGCCCUGUUUGGCCAUUCGUACGGAGGACUCUUUGUAUUGAACACCCUUCUCACGCAACCGACGUGCUUUGAUACAUAUAUCGCAGCGAGUCCAUCUAUAUGGUGGAAUGGGAGAUAUAUUCUCACCAAGGUACCACCGUUUCUACAACGACCUAAGACAGGUACAGGACCAAUACUACGACUAUCAUACGGCACCCGAGAGCAAUUUCCUGUGCGCCGCCGCAAUGAGCCACUGGAAAAGUACGAACGCCGGGUGCUGUCGGCGGCAAAGCGUCGCAUGGCAGACAACUGCAAUGAUUUGUAUUUACAGCUCGUGGCUAGCCAACAUCUAGGUACUGUGGAGAGGAGGGAAUAUUUGGAUGAAGACCACGGAAGUGUCAUUAGCCCGGCGUUGAGUGGGGGGAUUCUCUACUUUCUAGAACUGGAAGACAAGGCUAGCUAG